AUGAAAAAAUGGGAAAAAUCAAAAGAAUUGACGAGUUGUUUGUUUGUUCUCGUGGUCAUCCAUCAGGGCGAUUACAUAUGGAUCGAACCCAUAUCCAGCAAGGAAUUCGACGUGGCCAUCGGGGCUCGUGUCAUAUCGGCCGAGGGCAGGCGAAUCCAAGUAAAAGACGACGACAACAAGGAGCAAUGGCUGUCGCCGGAGCGUCGGAUAAAGGCGAUGCACGCGACCUCGGUACAGGGCGUCGAGGACAUGAUAAGCCUUGGCGACCUCCAUGAGGCCGGUAUCCUGAGGAACCUGCUCAUACGGUACAACGAGAACCUCAUCUACACGUACACGGGCUCGAUCCUCGUGGCCGUCAAUCCCUACCAGAUCCUGCCGAUCUACACGGCCGAGCAGAUAAAACUGUACAAGGAUCGAAAAAUCGGCGAGCUGCCGCCCCACAUAUUCGCGAUCGGCGACAACGCCUACACCCACAUGAAACGCUACAAGCAGGAUCAGUGCAUCGUCAUAAGCGGCGAAAGCGGUGCUGGGAAGACGGAGAGCACCAAGCUGAUACUGCAGUACUUGGCGGCCAUCAGCGGGAAGCACUCGUGGAUCGAGCAGCAAAUCCUUGAGGCCAAUCCCAUCCUCGAAGCGUUCGGUAACGCGAAAACGGUGCGCAACGACAAUUCGUCGAGGUUCGGCAAGUACAUCGACAUCCUAUUCAGCGACAAGGGAGUUAUCGAGGGGGCCAAGAUCGAGCAGUACCUGUUGGAAAAGUCACGGAUCGUUUCCCAGAGUCUCGACGAGCGGAACUACCAUAUUUUCUACUGCAUGCUCGCCGGCCUGUCCAAGGACGAGAGGCAAAAACUCGAGCUGGAGGAAGCAUCGACUUACAAAUACUUAACGGGCGGAGGUAGCAUAACUUGCGAAGGCCGCGACGACGCAGCCGAGUUCGCCGACAUAAGAUCGGCUAUGAAAGUCCUGCUGUUCUCCGACAGCGAGAUAUGGGAGAUAUUAAAGUUACUCGGGGCAGUGCUGCACAUGGGAAACGUUAAGUACAAGGCCACGGUGAUCGACAAUCUCGACGCAACGGAGAUACCCGAGCAGACAAAUGUGAAGAAGGUGUCGCAGCUGAUCGGCGUGCCGGUGCAGUCGCUCGUCGACGCCCUGACGCGCCGUACGAUAUUCGCGAGCGGCGAGACCGUCGUGUCGUUGCUGUCGCGGGACCAAUCGGUCGACAUAAGGGACGCCUUCGUCAAAGGGAUCUACGGCCGGCUGUUCGUCCACAUAGUCAAGAAGAUCAACGAGGCCAUAAACAAGCCGCGAAACACGUCGCGCAGCUCCAUAGGGGUCCUCGACAUCUUUGGCUUCGAGAACUUUGAUCACAACAGCUUCGAGCAGUUCUGCAUAAACUACGCCAACGAGAACCUCCAGCAGUUCUUCGUCCAGCACAUAUUCAAGCUCGAGCAAGAGGAGUACAACGUCGAGGGCAUCAACUGGCAGCACAUCGAGUUUGUCGACAACCAGGACGCCCUAGAUCUGAUAGCGGUCAAGCAGCUCAAUAUAAUGGCCCUUAUAGACGAGGAGUCCAAGUUUCCCAAGGGCACCGAUCAGACGAUGCUCGCCAAGAUUCACAAGACCCACGGGUCGCAUCGCAAUUACCUCAAGCCCAAGUCGGACAUCAACACCUCGUUCGGCUUGAAUCACUUUGCCGGGGUCGUGUUCUACGACACGAGGACCUUCCUCGAAAAGAACCGAGACACCUUCAGCGCCGAUCUCCUCCAGCUCAUACACAUAUCGACCAACAAGUUUUUGCAGUCCUGUUUCGCCGAGGACAUCGGCAUGGGAUCGGAAACGCGGAAACGGGCGCCGACGCUGUCGACUCAGUUCAAAAAGUCACUGGACUCGCUGAUGAAGACCCUCUGCAACUGCCAGCCGUUUUUCAUCAGGUGCAUCAAGCCGAACGAGUACAAAAAGCCGAUGAUGUUCGACAGAGCGCUGUGCUGCCGGCAGCUGAGGUACUCGGGAAUGAUGGAGACCAUCAGGAUACGGAGAGCGGGAUACCCGAUCCGUCACUCCUUUACCGCCUUCGUGGAACGAUACCGAUUCCUCAUAUCCGGCAUACCACCGGUGAAACUAUUGGACCAGUGUCGCAUGGCGACGAUGAAGAUCUGCCGGGCGGUCCUUGGCCAGUCGGACUACCAGCUCGGCCACACGAAGGUCUUCCUCAAAGACGCCCACGAUCUGUUCCUGGAGCAGGAGCGCGAUCGCGUGCUGACCCGUAAGAUCCUCAUCCUGCAGAAAACGAUCCGCGGUUGGGUGUACCGGCGUCGGUUCCUCCGCAUGCGAGCAGCCGCCGUAAAGAUCCAAAAGUAUUGGCGCGGGUACGCGCAGCGCCGGCGGUACAAGCGCAUGAGGGUCGGUUACAUGCGGCUGCAGGCGCUGAUAAGGUCGCGAGUGCUGUCGCACAGGUUCCGGCAUCUCAGGGGCCACAUAGUGGCGCUGCAGGCGAGAGCACGGGGCCACUUGGUCAGGCGGGCGUAUAGGAAAAAGAUGUGGGCGAUCGUCAAGAUACAGGCCCACGUGAGGCGAAUGAUUGCGCAACGCAGGUACAAGAAGCUCAAGUACGAGUACAGGUUGCACAUAGAGGCGCUCAAGUUUCGGAAGAAGGAGGAGCGGGAGCUCAAGGACCAGGGCAACAAGAGGGCCAAGGAGAUUGCCGAUCAGCACUUUAGGGAAAGGAUGCAAGAGUUGGAGAGGAAAGAAAUCGAAAUGGAGCUGGAGGAUAGGCGUAGGAUGGAAAUAAAGAAAAACCUGAUAAACGACGCGGCGAAGAAGCAAGACGAGCCCGUGGACGACAGCAAACUCGUCGAAGCUAUGUUCGAUUUCUUGCCGGACUCGAGCAGCGAGGCGCCCACGCCUGCCCGAGAGACAUCAGUAUUCAACGAUCUGCCCGCGCCAAAGGCCGACCAACAGGAGAUCAUCAGCCCGAUGCAGACGGCGUCCGAGGACGAGGAGGACCUGUCCGAGUUCAAGUUCCAAAAGUUCGCAGCCACGUACUUCCAGGGCAACAUAACGCACCAGUACUCGAGGAAGCCGCUGAAGCACCCGCUGCUGCCUCUGCACACGCAGGGCGACCAAUUGGCCGCGCAGGCCCUGUGGGUCACGAUUUUGCGGUUCACGGGGGACCUUCCCGAGCCGAGAUUCCACACGAUGGAGCGCGACAACACGUCGGUCAUGUCCAAGGUGACGGCCACCCUCGGUCGAAACUUCAUCAGAAGCAAGGAGUUCCAGGAGGCACAGCUCAUGGGCUUGGAUCACGAGUCCUUCCUCAAGCAAAAGCCAAGGUCCAUCCGGCACAAGCUGGUCUCCUUGACCCUCAAGCGGAAAAACAAGCUCGGCGACGACGUGCGCCGGCGGCUGCAGGAGGACGAGUACACGGCCGACAGUUACCAGUCGUGGCUCGAGUCCCGGCCUACCUCGAACCUCGAGAAGCUGCACUUCAUCAUCGGCCACGGUAUCCUACGGGCCGAGCUCCGCGACGAGAUCUACUGCCAGAUUUGCAAACAACUGACCAACAAUCCCUCGAAAUCGUCUCACGCCCGCGGCUGGAUACUCCUGUCGCUGUGCGUGGGCUGCUUCGCCCCUUCCGAGAAGUUCGUCAACUACCUGCGGGCCUUUAUACGCGAGGGCCCUCCCGGCUACGCGCCCUACUGCGAGGACCGGCUCAAGCGGACUUUCAACAACGGGACUCGCAACCAGCCGCCGAGUUGGCUCGAGCUCCAGGCCACCAAGUCCAAGAAGCCGAUAAUGCUGCCCAUCACCUUCAUGGACGGCAACACCAAGACCCUACUCGCUGACUCGGCCACGACUGCCCGGGAGCUCUGCAACCAACUCUCGGACAAAAUCAACCUGCGCGAUCAGUUUGGCUUCUCGCUGUACAUCGCGCUCUUCGACAAGGUCUCGUCCCUGGGUAGCGGUGGGGACCACGUGAUGGACGCGAUAUCCCAGUGCGAGCAGUACGCCAAGGAACAGGGUGCCCAGGAGAGGAACGCCCCGUGGCGGCUGUUCUUUCGCAAGGAGAUAUUCGCCCCGUGGCACGAGCCGACCGAGGACCAGGUGGCGACCAACUUGAUAUACCAGCAGGUGGUGCGGGGCGUCAAGUUCGGCGAGUACCGGUGCGACAAGGAGGAGGACCUGGCGAUGAUCGCCGCCCAGCAGUACUACAUCGAGUACGGCGCCGACAUGAGCAUCGAGAGGCUCUUCACUCUGCUGCCGAACUACAUACCCGACUACUGUCUCGCCGACGUAGACAAGGCCAUCGAGCGCUGGGGACACCUAGUUUUGCAAGCUUACAAAAAGAGCUACUACCUGAAAGAAAAAGUGCCUGCCCUGCGAGUCAAGGAGGACAUCGUCGGCUACGCAAAGUUCAAGUGGCCGCUGCUGUUUUCCCGCUUCUACGAGGCGUACCGGAAUUCAGGGCCAAAUCUUCCGAAGAACGACGUUAUAAUAGCCGUCAACUGGACGGGCGUUUACGUCGUCGACGACCAGGAGCAGGUCCUGCUGGAGCUCUCCUUUCCCGAAAUCACCACCGUAUCUAGUCAAAAAACAAACAAAAUGUUCACGCAAACGUUCAGCCUGUCGACGGUCCGAGGCGAGGAGUUUACGUUCCAGAGCCCGAGCGCCGAGGACAUUCGCGACCUGGUCGUGUACUUCCUCGAGGGCCUGAAGAAGCGCAGCAGGCACUGCAUCGCCCUGCAGGACUACAAGGGCUCGGUCGACAAUCCCUCCUUCCUCGUCUUUCAAAAGGGCGACCUCAUAACUUUGGACGACGACGCCGGCGACGAGAGCUACAAUCCCGGCUGGUGCGUCGGUCUCUGCGAGAGGACCGGCGAGAAGGGCGACUUUCAGGCCGAGAUGGUCUACGUCCUGCCGACGCUGACGAAGCCACCUAACGACAUUUUGUCGAUGUUUGGCGUGAACGGCAGCGACAACGGCCGAAGGCUCUACCCCCAACAGCUGAACGGCAUCGAAACCCGGGACAAGCCGCACACCCUCAUGGAUUACGCCAUCGACCAUUUCCGGCCGCCGCCGAAGAAGACGAUGUCGAAGGCGUUGACGCUGAGCGCGUCGCGCCGAGGCCACCCGGACGAGCUGUGGCGGCACUCGCGGGAGCCCCUGAAGCUGCCCCUGUUGCGAAAACUCGCGUCGAAGGACGAGCUGGCGGACGAGGCGUGCUUCGUCUUCAACGCGAUUCUCAAGUACAUGGGCGACCUGCCGACCAAGAGGCCAAGGAUCGGCAACGAGUACACGGACAUCAUAUUCGACGGGCCCCUGAAGAACGAGAUCCUCAGGGACGAGAUCUACUGCCAGAUCAUGAAGCAGCUCACGGACAACAGGAACCGGCUGAGCGAGGAGCGCGGCUGGGAGCUCAUGUGGCUGGCGACGGGACUGUUUCCGUGCAGCCAGAGCCUCUUGAAGGAAUUGACGUUGUUCUUGCGCACGCGUCGGCACCGCAUAUCACAGGACUCCCUGCAGAGGCUGCAAAAGACCUUGAAGAACGGCUCGCGCAAGUACCCGCCUCACCAGGUGGAAGUCGAGGCGAUUCAGCACAAGACCACGCAGAUCUUCCACAAGGUUUACUUCCCGGACGACACCGACGAGGCGUUCGAGGUCGACUCGUCGACGAGGGCCAAGGACUUUUGCCAGAACAUCGCCCAACGCUUGAGCCUACGCUCCUCCGAGGGAUUCAGCUUGUUCGUCAAGAUUGCGGAUAAAGUCAUUUCCGUGCCCGAGGGCGACUUUUUCUUCGACUUUGUGCGCCACUUGACCGACUGGAUGAGAAAGGCUCAUCCCACCAGAGACGGCUUGUCCCCGCAGUUCACGUACCAAGUGUUCUUUAUGAAGAAAUUGUGGACAAACACGGUGCCCGGCAAAGAUCGGAAUGCCGAUUUGAUAUUCCACUUCCACCAGGAGCUACCGAAACUACUGAGAGGGUACCACAAGUGCACGAAGGAAGAGGCGGCCAAGUUGGCGGCGCUCGUCUACAGGGUUAGAUUCGGGGAGAGUAAACAAGAACUUCAAGCGAUACCCCAAAUGUUGAGAGAACUCAUACCUGGCGAUCUCGUGAAAACGCAGAGUUCGAACGAGUGGAAGCGCGCCAUCAUCGCCGCGUACAAUCAGGACGCCGGCAUGAGUCCGGAGGAUGCUAAAGUCACGUUCUUGAAAAUCGUGUACCGAUGGCCCACGUUCGGGUCUGCAUUUUUCGAGGUCAAGCAGAGCACCGAGCCAGACUAUCCUGAGUUACUGCUCAUCGCUAUCAACAAGCACGGGGUCAGCUUGAUUCAUCCGCAAACGAAGGAUAUACUGGUGACGCAUCCGUUUACGAGAAUUUCAAAUUGGUCUUCCGGCAACACGUACUUCCACAUGACGAUCGGUAACCUGGUGCGAGGCUCCAAAUUGCUGUGCGAAACGUCGCUCGGGUACAAAAUGGACGACCUUUUGACGUCUUACAUCUCGCUCAUGCUCACGAAUAUGAACAAGCAGCGCACGAUACGAAUGAAAUGAGAGAGUUGCGAGUUUCUUAUCGUAAAAAUAUCAAAUGUUUUUGCGAAUUUUACUUUUUUUCGUUAUCCCGCGAAGAAGUUAAGCGUUCCAAGCUGAUUGAAAAUCAUUGUUUCAACGACAAAUUUUUUCAUUAUUUAAAACAUAAAACAAUUGAG
Molecule: messenger RNA, 6704 nt
Organism: Copidosoma floridanum
Lineage: Eukaryota; Metazoa; Arthropoda; Insecta; Hymenoptera; Encyrtidae
Gene: ck
Product: unconventional myosin-VIIa ck
Cellular component (GO): cytoskeleton; myosin complex
Molecular function (GO): cytoskeletal motor activity; protein binding; ATP binding
Source: RefSeq, a predicted model, not a curated record